AUGAGUGCAGCAAAUAUGAACUUGCGUAAAUGGGUAUCCAAUGAUCCUGAGCUGAUGAGAAAAUGGGAAAAAGAAGAUUUCGAGAUCCAUCCACAUAAAAUCAAUGACUCAAACGAGACACUUAAGAUCUUGGGAAUAUCUUGGGAUACUAAUGAAGACAGUCUGAGUAUAGACACAGACAGUUUGAUGGAAUUCCUUAAGAAUAAGCGUAAUACGAAACGGUUCAUCUUGAAAACUGCCGGGAAGAUUUUUGAUCCCUUUGGGUUAAUAACUCCAUUUACUGUUAGACUUAAAUUCUUGCUACAAGAACUUUGGGUUCGAAAAUUGACAUGGGAUGAUGAACUACCUACAGAUAUCUGUCAAGAGUGGGCAAAGUGGUGCUGUGAGUGUCAUCAUCUAAGUAAAAUUGCAGUUCCAAGAUUCAUUUUGAAUCCCGAAGCCGAUUCCAUAGAGAUCCAUUGCUUUUCAGAUGCCAGUCAGAGGGCGUACGGUACUGUUGUCUACGUAAAACUGCGUAGUAAGCAAGAAGAAAUUUCUGUGAGUUUCGUCGCAUCAAAAUGUCGUGUUGCACCUGUGAAAAGAAUUACGUUACCUCGUCUUGAAUUACUUGAUGCAUUACUAGCAGCGCGUUUAGGUUUUGGUGUGAAAAAAUUGCUUGAUCAAAAGAAAUCCUCGAGAAUAUUUUAUUGGACUGAUGCCAAAAUAGUGCUAUGCUGGAUUAAAGGUACCAGUACCAAAUGGAAAUCUUUCAUCACCAAUAGAAUUAACGAGAUUAGGAAGUUAACACAGGCGACAAAGUGGUUCUAA
Messenger RNA from Stegodyphus dumicola, 807 nucleotides. RefSeq lists its product as uncharacterized. The record is from RefSeq and is a predicted model, not a curated record. NCBI's taxonomy places the organism in Eukaryota, Metazoa, Arthropoda, Arachnida, Araneae, Eresidae.